Molecule: messenger RNA, 954 nt
Organism: Didymodactylos carnosus
Lineage: Eukaryota; Metazoa; Rotifera; Eurotatoria; Philodinida; Philodinidae
Source: the annotation of a GenBank genome assembly
AUGGAAUGCAUUGAACGAAAGAAUGAAUGGGAUUGCAAGCUUCCUUAUGAUAAUAAUCAAACGGCUUUCAGUUCAUUUGAAAUAGAACCGAUAAAUAACAAUUUUUAUAUUCCAACACCAUAUUCUAAGAAAGAAAUAAAAGCAUAUAAUGACAAAAAGAAUGAUUACCGUUUCGUUGGAUUAAGCGAUUAUUCAAGCUCAGCUGAUUCUGUGAACUCUCAGAUCGAGGAUGAUGUUAGUUUAACUCCAGAUGGUGGCAAAGUAUCCUUAUCUAAUUUUAAAUCAUUAGUCCGUGAUGCAAGAAAAGAUUUACAUCAGACACUUCCACCGGUCUCGGUACUAUCGAGACGAAAAAACUGCUCAGAUACAAACUGUGCUGUCAAUAAACUCCAAAAUGAGACCGAAGACGAAGAUUAUUUAUCAAGAAAUUGUGAUCCGCAAACAUUUACGAAACAAGUCUCAGCAAUCUAUACCUACGAAACGCAAGGUUCUGAUGACUUACAAAGUUUAACCCAUUCUUCUGAUGGCGGUGAGUUUGAUGACUACCCAGAAGAAUGUAGCUGUUUGAUAACAAAAUAUGGUCCCAUCACAAUUAAACCAAGAAAACAUCCAGCAUUAACGCUUGCUACAGGUAGAAAAUCAAAGUAUGAUGUAUUACCACCAACUGAAGCAUUUCAAAGAGAAAGGCGUCGACAAAAAAACCGUAUAGCACAAGAACGUGCAGCUCGUAAACGCAAAAAUCUUGACGCAAACUUACGCGAACAAAUUGUUGGAUUAGAAACGCAAUCAAACUGUUUAGAACAAGAUAUAUACCAACUGAACCAGAAAAAAGUAUAUCUAGAAACACUAUUAUCAAACCACGAACAAACAUGUACAAAAAAUAAGUAUAAAGUGUUGACAUCUAUCCUAAGCAAAACAAAUCACUCGUCACUCAGCGAAAAUAGUUCUGCUUGA